Neomonachus schauinslandi (Hawaiian monk seal) is the source of this 645-nucleotide messenger RNA. RefSeq names its product tubulin alpha chain-like. The transcript has 6 exons. Gene Ontology annotation, biological process: microtubule cytoskeleton organization; mitotic cell cycle. The record is from RefSeq and is a predicted model, not a curated record. Lineage: Eukaryota; Metazoa; Chordata; Mammalia; Carnivora; Phocidae. Gene Ontology annotation, molecular function: GTP binding; structural constituent of cytoskeleton. Gene Ontology annotation, cellular component: cytoplasm; microtubule.
AUGAUCGGAGAGUAUAAGGAGGCCAGUGGCUGUGGGUCUCUCACAGACCCAUAUCUGCCUCUCAUCGAGCAGCAGACAGACAGACAGACAACCCAAGCCAGCCCCCAGCCAAGCAGCAUGCAUGAGUGCUUCUCAGUGCAUGUGGGGCAGGCCAAUGUGCAAACUGGCAAUGCCUGCUGGGAGCUCUACUGCUUGGAACAUGGGGUCCAACCAGAUGGACAGAUGCCUAGUGAUAAGACCAUUGGUGAAGGGGACGACUCCUUCAACACCUUCUUUAGUGAAACUGGGGCUGGGAAGCAUGUGCCCCAGGCCGUGUUUGUGGACCUGGAGCCAACUGUGAUUGAUGAAAUUCGGACGGGCAUGUACCAGCAGCUCUUCUAUCCAGAGCAGUUCAUCGCUGGCAAGGAAGACGCUGCCAAUAACUAUGCCCAGGGUCACUACACCAUUGGAAAGGAGCUCAUCGACCUGGUACUGGACUGAAUUCAGAAGCUGGCCGACCAGUGCACAGAACUCCAGGGCUUCCUGGUGUUCCACAGCUUCGGAGGGGGCACCGGCUCUUAUUUCACCAGUCUGCUAACAGGGGGCUGCAAUGAGGCUUCUUCCCACCCAGGCAUCGAGACCGACAUUUCCUCCUCCAGACACUAG